AUGCCAAUUCAGAAAGGAUAUGGGGAAUUGGUAUGUGUGGCCAUUGACAAAGACAAAGGGAGCCAAUAUGCACUGAAAUGGGCAGUUGACAAUCUUGUUGGAAAAGGCAAAUCUAUUACUUUGCUUCAUGUCAAACAAAAAUCAUCUCCUGCUCCAAGAAUCAAUGAUGCAGCUGAUGCGGUUUCAAGAUCAUACAAAGGUGAUAAUGACAAGGAGCUGUUCCUUCCCUUCCGCUGCUUCUGCACUCGCAAGGAUAUACGAGUUAAUGAAAUUUUGCUUGAGGAUAUGGAUAUAGCAAGAGCCCUGUGUGAUUAUCUUAGAUUGAAUCUGGUUGAAAAUAUGGUGGUUGGCGCCCCAACAAAGAAUGGCUUCGUUCGAUUCAAAGGCCCAGAUGUCGCUUCAAGUGUUUCAAAAGGGGCGCCAGAUUUUUGCAAUGUCUACACCAUCAGUAAAGGAAAAGUUUCAUCAGUGAGGAAUGCUUCAGGUCCACCUCCAAAUCAGUUCCCUCAACAAUCACCAAACCAACACACUCCUGCUCUUCCUGAAGCCCGUUUCAUACAAGGCAAUGGAGUAAGAGGUGGCCUUCCAGAUAAAUCACCAGCUGGAAAUCCCUACCUUUCAGAAGAGAUGGAUUCCAUCAGGUCACCAUUUACAAGAGCUAAUAAUAAGUCAUAUGGAGAACUCUCACUGCCAGAUACCGACAUAUCAUUCAUCAGCUCGGGCAGACCAAGCACUGAUCGGUUCUUCCCCGACAACCAGGACAUGUUUGCCCCUCGUCUUUCAAGUGGCUCUGAAACAGAGAUGAGAUUAAGUUUCGGUUCACCAUUCUCAGGCACUCGGACACCUGACUCAAGUAAUAGUUUUGCUGUCUUUUCAAACAGCACAAAUGAUAGUGGCAGUAUGUCCUGGUCAUCAUCAGGCCAGAGUCAGGAUGAAGUGGAAGCUGAGAUGAGAAGACUUAAGUAUGAGCUAAGACAAACAAUGGACAUGUACAGCACGGCUUGCAAAGAGGCACUCUUAGCAAAACAGAAGGCAUUAGAACUUCAGCGAUGGAAGGUAGAGGAGCAGCAGAAGCUAGAAGAGGCUCGCUUAUCUGAGGAAGCAGCAAUAGCAAUAGCAGAGAAAGAAAAGGCCAAGUGUAAGGCAGCCAUUGAGGCAGCUGAAGCAGCUCAAAGAAUUGCCGAACUGGAAGCACAAAAAAGAAGAAAUGCAGAAAUGAAAGCAUUUAAAGAAGCAGAGGAGAGAAAAAGGGUAAUGGAUUCACUAGCACAAGGUGAUGUAAGAUAUCGGAGGUAUACAAUAGAUGAGAUUGAAACAGCAACACAGCAAUUCUCGGACUCUCAAAAAAUUGGGGAAGGUGGAUAUGGACCAGUCUAUAAAUGUAACUUGGAUCACACACCUGUUGCCAUAAAGGUACUUAGGCCGGACGCAUCUCAAGGAAGGUCACAGUUUCAGCAAGAGCAAACUGGCAUGCUAGGGAUUAAAUCUGAUAUUUACUCAUUAGGCGUCAUGCUUCUACAACUAAUUACAGCAAAACCUCCAAUGGGUUUGACUCACCAUAUUGGGAGGGCCAUUGAGAGGGGGACCUUCAAAGAUAUGCUUGACCCAGCGGUUCCAGAUUGGCCAGUGGAGGAAGCCUUGAGUUUUGCCAAGUUAGCACUUAAAUGCACUGAACUUAGGCGAAAAGAUAGACCAGACUUAGCAACUGUUGUGUUGCCUGAACUAGAGAGGUUGAGAGCUCUAGGCGAAGAAACAAUGCCGAAUAUCUCAAGUAUGAUUACAUCUGGCAGUCCAAACAGGUCGACUAUUCAAAGCCGAAAAUCUGGCUUUCAGGUAAGUGGCACUUCACAGCAAUCAUCAGGACACGAUAGUGAAACAAACCGUUUGAGUGCUCCGACCUUUUCUGAUAGAGAUCAAGUUUAA
Oldenlandia corymbosa var. corymbosa is the source of this 1923-nucleotide messenger RNA. The record is from the annotation of a GenBank genome assembly. Lineage: Eukaryota; Viridiplantae; Streptophyta; Magnoliopsida; Gentianales; Rubiaceae.